AUGGACGUGGAGCAGAUGCGAGAGGAGGUGGAGCGGCUUCUCCAGCGCUAUGCGGACGAGACCACGACAACAGAAGAAGGGGGCCGCCAGGAGCAGCAGGACCACCGGUCGAUCGAGGUCGUGGCCGGAGCCACUACGCAGGGGGUGCGCGGUAGGCCGCGGCUGCUGUUUUGCGGGGUGGUCGCCGGCCCCUUCGCCCACGGCCUGCUCCUGCCCCACGAGCCCCCGCCCUCUCCCGUGGAGGUCUACGCGGUGUGCGUGGUGCCGACAGAGAGCCUGCUCACGAUCGAGGCCAUCGACGUCAACAUCAAGGAGUGGACGCUCACCCACAAGCAGGCGGGCUACUCGAUUCGCGUCGAUGAAAUCGCAAAGUUCUGCCACCUGGUGCUCAAUGCAAACGCAAUGGCGGUUGAGACCCUCUACGCCGAAGCUCACUGCUGGCAAAGCGACGAGUGGCGCGAUCUCAAAGCCCGGUAUCGGGACCAGUUGAUCACGGACAACACGAUCACCAAGCUCCUGGGUCCCGCCAAGGUGCGCUUCCUGAGGAGCGGCCAGUCGGUCCGAUACGCGUGCCAGGACCACCUGACCAAGAAGGAGAAGCGGCGCAAGCAGAAGGAGAAGCAGCAGCGAAGGAAAGAGGAGGCCGAGCGCAAGCAAAAGGCCAAAGCGUCCAAGGUCUCUCCGCUGUUCGCUACCACCACGAACCCUCAGACGAAGGAUCGAUCGGAGGAGAGGCAGCAGGAGCUCGCCAAGAUCGAGGAGACGAUGCGCCUGCGCGCCGAGCAACGGCGCAAGAAGGCCGAGGAGCGCAAGGAGCGCGAGCUGGCCAAGCAGGCCUCCGGCGCCGGCACCACCGCCGAGACCACCACUCUCCCUGUGACGGCGGCACCGAGAGGCGAGGAGCCGUACAAUCACGUCCGGCUGAUCUUCCAGGCGAACCGUAUCCUGGCUGGGCGCGACCUGGUGCUCGACCUGGAGGGCGACCCGGCCGCCCAGGCCGAGCGAGACCUGCUGCUCGCGAUUCGCCGGAAAAGCUUCAAGUCCGGCCCGGACGACGACGACAAGAACGAAAGCGAAGAAGAAGAAGACGAAAGCGAAGCGAGGAAGAAAAAGAACGAAGACGAAGACGAUGUCGAAAAGAUCGAUGAAGAGGAGUUGAUGAGGGAGAUGGUGUGCAAGGUCGAGCGCGCGGUGGAGGCCAAGGAGGGCCUCGCGUGGAAGGACGGGGUCGAUCGGCCCUACAACGUGCCCAAGACGCUGCUCGACCCGUGGAUCGUCGCCCUGCGACGGAAGGGGCGCUUCUUUUGGCUGCACGGCCGCGCGCCCACCGAAGUCUCGAGCGAGUGA
Molecule: messenger RNA, 1347 nt
Organism: Acanthamoeba castellanii str. Neff
Lineage: Eukaryota; Discosea; Longamoebia; Acanthamoebidae
Exons: 8
Coding region: 1-1347 (448 amino acids)
Source: RefSeq, a predicted model, not a curated record